CAAAUCCCAAGGCACUAAAUCUCUCCUGCCGCCAGCUGGUUGUAAAUCGGAAAUUUAAAAUUUUAACAAAAACACUCACAACACGCUGGAGGAACUCAGCAGGUCGGGCAGCAUCCGUGGAAACGAUCAGCCAACGUUUCGGGCCGGAACCCUUAAGAAAAACAUGUUUGCGGCGUCAUUGAUAAGUGCCGAUCAGAACGUGUAGCUUCGUUUUAAACAAAAUGAGUUCUGAAUUUCAACAUGCUGGAGGAACUCAGCGGGCCAGGCAGCACCUACGGAAAAGUAGAGCAUCGACGUUUCGGGCCGAGACCCUUCGUUUGUGGGGGGCUGCCACCUAGAGGCAGGGCGCAGAGUUGCCCGGUGACCCGUGACCCGUGACCCGUGACCCAUGACCCGGCGCGCGCUUUCUCCGUUAGCGGGCGGAGUGUGGUGGCGGCGGCCCGACCCGGGCAAUGGAUUGGGGGCAGCUGGACCUCAACCCGAAAGUGGUGGUCGCUGUUAGAAAAGCAAACAUUCAUUCCAUGAAAGAGAUCUUGAAGUUGUCAGGACCAGAUCUGCAACGGCUCACUAAACUGUCCAAUCGUGAUGUGCAAUAUUUGCAUAAAACUGUUGCUGCGGCUAUAAAGAGUGAUCCAGUGGUAACAGCCCUUCAGAUAUACAAUGGAGAGUGUCCUUUUCCAACUCAGAAUCAAAGACUUAGUAUGGGUUGCCCAAUACUGGACUUGCUACUAGGAGGUGGAAUUCCAUUAAUGGGGAUUACGGAAAUUGUUGGAGAGAGUUCAUCAGGGAAGACUCAGAUUUGCAUGCAGCUCUGUUUGUCUGUACAGUUCCCAUGUAAUUAUGGUGGACAAGAAUCAGGUGCCGUGUAUAUUUGUACGGAAGAUACAUUUCCAAAUAAACGUUUGCAGCAGUUGAUUGCCUUUCAGCCUGUGUUAAGAGCUGAUGUACCUGCUGAUGUUGUCAACAAUAUUAAGUUUGGUAACAACAUCUUUAUUGAACAUGUUGCAGAUGUGGAAUCCUUCAAUCACUGUCUUAGUAAAAGAUUACCAGUAUUACUGUCACGUGGUUUGAUACGCCUAGUGGUGAUUGAUUCCAUUGCAGCUUUAUUCAGAUGUGAAUUUGGAGCCAGUAAUUCCAUUACAAAAGCCCGAUGUCUUCAGGAGUUUGGUGCCAUGCUCCACCAUCUCAGCCACAGGUUUACUAGCCCAGUCAUCUGUGUCAACCAGGUAGCAGAUGCAGUAAGUGAUUCUCAUUUGGCUCAGAAUCAAUUAGGCAUAGUGGACAGAAGAGUGUUACCAACACUAGGUUUGACCUGGUCAAAUCAACUCUUGAUGAGGCUAAUGGUUAGUCGAACACAGAUUUACAUAGAAGGCAAGCUUCCUGAUGGCAGUGUUUGUGACUCAAAUACUGGGACAGUUCUACGAAGAAUGGAAAUUAUUUUUGCCCCUCAUCUUCCCCAAACAUUCUGCAACUAUAUAAUCAAUAAAGAAGGUGUAAGGGGAAUGAAAGGAACAGGAGUAUAACCAAGGCUGGACCUAACCUUUUUUCUCCCACUGCAGUAUUUUUCUGUCAUUGCAUUUCCAAUAAGGUUAACUCCAUCAUCAACCUCCCUCUGUGUCAGAAUGAUGUAAUAUUUCAACAUAAUUUUAUAAUAAUUUGUUGUGACUUUAACAAUUAUUAAUGUUUACAUUACCCAUGGCGGUUUAUAUUUAUGAUCCUUGCCUUUAUUUUUCAAAAUCACUGUUUUCUAAAAGCUGGCUGGUCCAGACAUCCUCAAAUUCUCUUACUCAUUUGAAUGACUAUUUUCAAAAUAGUUCACAGCUUUAACCAAAAUAAUUUGGCAGCCUAAGGCAGUCAUUUAAUUGCUGCAUUUUAUUUAAUUCUGCAAUUAAAACUUUUAACAGGAACAAAGUAGUGAGAGAUUUUAAAAAAGGAUCUUCUGAAUAUUUAUCAAAUUUUUGCUGACUUCAUUAAGUUUCUGUGCCUCAAUGAUUGUACUUUUAAAAAUUAAUACUGCCGAUUAGAUAUUGUAAAAUCACAAGUUAUUCAACUGAAAUGUCUCUUGUGCCUGAGAGGUUAAACCAAGUUUUUUUUAAGACUAACGACAAGUAAUUCUUGUAGUUGAACUGGCAAUGAAUCACAGCCUGUUAAUUGGCAAAUGUUAUAAUAAUCAUUCUGGCAUGGCUGGUAGAUAGCAAUAAAUUCAUGGUUUGUAUGAAAUAAGUUCAAGUUGACAAGUGUUCCUGUUAUUAAAAAGUGUAAUGAUUUUGCAAUUUAUAAACCUCUGCUUCACUUAGAAAACUAAUUUCUACAAUGUAGAUUGUGAAUUUAUAAUAAAAUAUUUUUCUGUGAUUUUAAAUGAUUCUUGAAUGGCAGAAAAAUAUUGUCAUGGAAUCACAUCAUGGUGUGAAGGGAGAAAACACUACAAGGAAUGUACUACAAGAAAGGGCUGUUGUACUGUAAUAUAGCUGCCCAAACUUCCCAAAGGAAUGAAAAGAACAAAUGUGUCAGCAAAUUUGAGGUGAGAAUAAAUUAUGUUGGUAGAAAUGGGUUUCAAUUAAACUGAAUUUUAAAGAAUCAGUGUUAGAUGUGGUAAAACAUAAAAGAUUUUUAAAAAUCAGUAUUCGCAAAUUCAACAAGCGGCAGAGAAGUUUUUUGAUAAAUACGUACUUGAUAGUGGGCAUGGUCGUGGAGGGCUAAAAGGCUAUUUCUGUUCUAUGUGACUCUGUGACAACAGCAGAACAAAAGAGGAUUCUGGAAGAUCCAAUAAGUCACAGCAUGUGUUCAAUUCCUCACACUUAUGCACUCAUCCCCUCUCCUUCUACGCACAGCAAGGAUGGAGUUCCCCUUGCACUUGCUUUCCACUUAACCAGCCUCCACAUUUAAUGGAUCAUGUUACAUAACUUUAAGUGAGAUACAUGCUCCCCUCCAUUCACCACACAGCUUUUCAGACGGUGGUUCCUUUGCAACUCCCUGGUUCUUUCAUCUCACCAACACCUGGUCCUCUAUCAUGGCACCUUUCAUGCUAACCUAUUCUUGGCCUCUUCCACUGUUCCAACAAGCCCAAAGUAAGCUUGAACAAGGGAAGUGGGUUUCAACUAAUCUGAGAUUGACUAGGAAAGAAUUGUAGUUUAACAUGGCGAAAAGUCACAGAAUUCCUAAAAUGAAUUAAAGAGAAUUUUUGUGUUAACAGAGAUAUGCAGCAAAGGAGUUGGUUCAGCAUCCUCAGAUGUUUGAUGAUUAACAUCUUCCAUCUCAGAACAGUGCAGCUUUUGGAACAUAAUAUUAAAGUCAACAAAUCAAAAUAGCCAACCUUUCUAAUUCUGUUGGAUGGUCUUUAACUUGUAAGGCUAAUUCUGUCUCUCUCCACAAAUGGUGCUUGAACUACUCAGGAACAGCUGUGUUCUGUAUUUCACAGCUGCAAUGUUAGUUUGUUCUUCUCUUGUCACUGUUCUCAUUCUCCUCUACUUGUACCCCCUCUAGACAGAUCACUUGUAUUUAACCGGCCUUCAACACCCUCUUUCUGUUAACACCAACACCAUCUGCCCUGUUGCCUUUAUUGAUCUCCACCCUCUCACCAACAUUUACUUUGUUCUUUCUACGCCUUUUUCUCUGCAAUACAAACCAUGUUUGUUUCCUAACUUUUGAGUUCUGAAAGAUCAUCAGUCCAAAAUGACUCUUUCUCUCCUCACAGAUUUACAAAAUUUUCUUUUUGCAAAUUUCUUUUUCCCAUUCUGACAUGUCUAUCCACGGCCUCCUCUACUGUAAAGAUGAAGCCACACUCAGGUUGGAGGAACAACAUCUUAUAUUCCGUCUGGGUAGCCUCCAACCUGAUGGCAUGAACAUCGACUUCUCUAACUCCCGCUAAUGCCCCACUUCCCCCUCGUAUCCCAUCCGUUAUUUAUUUUUAUACACACAUUCUUUCUCUCACUCUCCUUUUUCUCCCUCUGUCCCUCUGACUAUACCCCUUGCCCAUCCUCUGGUUCCCCCCCCCCACUUGUCUUUCUCCCCGGACCUCCUGUCCCAUGAUCCUCUCAUAUCCCCUUUGCCAAUCACCUGUCCAGCUCUUGGCUCCAUCCCUCCCCUUCCUGUCUUCUCCUAUCAUUUUGGAUCUCCCCCUCCCCCUCCCACUUUCAAAUCUCUUACUAACUCUUCCUUCAGUUAGUCCUGACGAAGGGUCUCGGCCUGAAACAUCAACUGUACCUCUUCCUAGAGAUGCUGCCUGGCCUGGAGUAUUGUGUGCAGUUUUGGUCCCUUAAUCUGAGGGAAGACAUUCUUGCCAUAGAGGGAGUACAAAGAAGAUCCACCAGAUUGAUUCCUGGGAUGGCAGGACUUUCAUAUGAUGAAAGACUGGAUCGACUAGGCUUAUACUCACUGGAAUUUAGAAGAUUGAGGGGUGAUCUUAUUGAAACGUAUAAAAUCCUAAUGGGAUUGGACAGGCUAGAUGCAGGAAGAUUGUUCCUGAUGUUGAGGAUGUCCAGAACGAGGGGUCACAGUUUGAGGAUAAAGGGGAAGCCUUUUAGGACCGAGAUUAGGAAAAAACUUCUUCACACAGAGAGUGGUGAAUCUGUGGAAUUCUCUGCCACAGGAAACAGUUGAGGCCAGUUCAUUGGCGAUAUUUAAGAGGGAGUUAGAUAAGGCCCUUGUGGCUAAAGGGAUCAGGGGGUAUGGAGAGAAGGCAGGUGCAGGGUUCUGAGUUGGAUGAUCAGCCAUGAUCAUACUGAAUGGCGGUGCAGGCUCGAAGGGCCGAAUGGCCUACUCCUGCACCUAUUUUCUAUGUUUCUUGUUUCCAGCAUCAGUUUUGUUUUUGAAUUUUGAGUGAACACUUGAUUCCCUUCCACUUUAUGUAUCCUAUAGAUUAGGUUAAAUACAAAUUCUAUCCUACUUUAAACCUUAAAUAUUUUUCUGUUUUCCAGUUGAACUUUUUAAAGCUCAGACAUUAACAUGAAAAUAUUCUACAGAACAAUGAUACCAUGAUACAGUUUUUUUUGAGUAGUAUGGAGUUAAACUGAACAAUUCAAAGUGUUAUUCAGAAUGUGAUUCAAGGUCCUGUACUGGAGCCUUUUCUUCAAGGAUAUUUUCCUCAUCCACCUUUUAAUCUUUUCCCAUGACAAAGCCUUGAUGUCACUACCUCCAUGUCCUUGGUGAAUACCAUUGCAAA
Mobula hypostoma (lesser devil ray) is the source of this 5161-nucleotide messenger RNA. It is a transcript of the gene xrcc3, whose product is annotated as X-ray repair complementing defective repair in Chinese hamster cells 3. Gene Ontology annotation, molecular function: ATP-dependent DNA damage sensor activity; ATP binding; four-way junction DNA binding. Bases 453 to 1523 code for a protein of 356 amino acids. Lineage: Eukaryota; Metazoa; Chordata; Chondrichthyes; Myliobatiformes; Myliobatidae. Gene Ontology annotation, biological process: resolution of mitotic recombination intermediates; telomere maintenance via recombination; t-circle formation. Gene Ontology annotation, cellular component: Rad51C-XRCC3 complex; replication fork. The record is from RefSeq and is a predicted model, not a curated record. The transcript has 7 exons.